CGUGUGGAAAUGCCUGUUCCGCCACAGCGACUCCGCCAACCAGCACACGAGACAGGCCUCCCGCCUGGGGCGCCUGGGCUGGACGCCGCCAAGCUGGGCUGCUGCCGCCUGGGGUCGUCGCCGGAGUGCCGCGGGCUGUGCGGGCGCGCAUUCUCGCGCGAGUGGGGGCGCGCGUGGGACGCCCUGCACUCGGCCUGCCUGGCGCGGCCGCAGGAGGCCGCCCUCGCCGCCUGCCUGGCCGAGGCCGACGCGCCGUGCCAGCAGGGCUGCGCCGGCAUGGCCUUCUGCGCCACCUUCAACAACCGGCCCAACGCCCUCUUCCGCUCGUGCACGCCCAGGGCCGACGACGCCGCCCGCAAGGACUUCCAGCUGUGGCAGGACAGCCUGACGCUGACGCUGCCGGGGCUGACGGCGGCCGUGCCCCUGCGCGGCGUCAAGGAGUGCCAGCCUGACAUGUGGCGCGCCGUCGCCUGCUCGCUGCACCUGCGCCCGUGCCACGCCCGCGCCCUCGCCCACGCCGUCUGCAGGGAGGACUGCGUCAGGCUGCUCUCCAGGACUUCCUCUCCCCCGCAGGUGCGUGCGGGCGCCUCGGGCGGCGAGAGCGCCGCAGCCGCGGCGCCGUGUGCAGCGCCCUCAGCCCGCCCCGGCAGCCCCUGCGUGACGCUGGCGCCCUUCCUGGCGCCGUCGGCCGCGGCCGCGCGAGCCGCCGUGCGAGUGCCCACCUUCCCGUGCCGCCCGCACCCGUGCCCGCCGCGCCACGUCUGCUCCGUCAACCCGAACCAUUUAACCCCAACCCCCCGCCCCCGAAUGAGAAUCCCCGCCGCCCAUCGCCAAUCCCCAGCGCUAAUCCUCCGUCUGCCUUCCCUCCCCGCCCUCAGCAGCCCCGAAUCCGCCAGGUGUGGGCGCGUGUGCGAGUGCGCGCGCGAGGGCGUCCUGCAGGGGUGCCGCUACCUGCCCUGCGUUGACCCUGCGCCCUGCCUGGCUCGCCGCGCCAAGUAUG
Penaeus vannamei (Pacific white shrimp) is the source of this 1000-nucleotide messenger RNA. The record is from RefSeq and is a predicted model, not a curated record. Lineage: Eukaryota; Metazoa; Arthropoda; Malacostraca; Decapoda; Penaeidae.